CUUCCUUACAGAAUAAUGGAUUCAAUUUUAUUAUGGUCUUCCUUUUGGAUAGUAUGGAUAACGUUAUCUUUUGUCGUUUAUACGAAAAGAAAGUCUAUUCAAUAUCGAUUCUUGGUCUUUAUCAGAAAUAGAUUCCAAUUCAUUUCUAUUGAUGAAUUCUAUGUGUCACUAACAGAAGCAAGAAAUGAUCAUUGUCGUUUAAUCAUUCAUAUUACGGGUAUUCAACUAAAAUUAGUAUCUCUUCUUAAACAGCACCAAAAGAAAAGUUCUUAUUUAACUACGGUCAUUCAAUGGUUUAUAUUCAUACCGUGGAUAAAAAGAUGUUUACUGUUUAUUACUAAUUAUGUUGCUUUACAAAUGAAUGAUUUGUCUAUUCACUAUGACAACCAUUUUAUAUUGUUUAUUGACCACCUUUAUCUAAAGUCUACAACUGCUACCAUAACAACUACUACUACUACAAUACAGCAACAACAAGCUCUCAUUCAAUUUCAAUUAGGCUCUAUUCAACUUAAAGAUACUACAUCAUUACUUUUUGAAACAACGACAACAAGUCUUCUAUCUCUCUCCUUUCUUACAAGAACGUCUUGUUGGGACUUAUUAAAUAUUCAAUUAGGUAAAAUAAAUGUGUAUGAUAUUACAUCUUUGAACCAAUACUACAAAGAGCGUCAAUCCAGCAAGAGACCUUCCACGUCUAGUAAUAAUACAACUCUUUUGCACUAUUUUACUAGAAUCUAUGUCUCCCUUGAACAUAUUCAUUUUAUCAUUGAAAAGGAACAAGUCGACAUGUCAAUUGAAUUGAACACUAUCUCUUUUACUUUUAGUAGACAUGAUGAUGUAGCACCUUCUUCAUUUAAAUUGGCUAUAGGGAAAAUGAUAUGUCACAUGGCAGAUCAAUGUCUUUUCCUUAUUCUAUCUAUGGAAAUAAGGGUGACUCUUUUAUUAAUAGAUGAGAAUCAAUCUUUAGUAAAUAAACCUUACUACUACUAUAGAUUUUUUAAUGAUACUACACAACAACAACAACAACAACCAUUCUCUUCUUUGUUAAACAUCACUUGGACUCUACACAAACCUAUUUUAACUGUACCUAUUUUGAAUGAAAAAUUUAAAGUCAUCCUAUCUUAUCUGUCAAGACUUAUGACAAAGGAAAAGCAGCAGCAGCAGCAACAACAGCAACAACAACAGGAUAAGAAAGUGGUUUUUACCAAUGUACCACUAUUUGCUUUUACUAUGGUUUUGAAUUCACCUCAAUUAUCGUUAUUAUUAUUGGACAAUCAAGAAGGUCUCCUGUCAAGUAAAAAAUUAAUGAUUCGUUUCCAUGGAGAGUACAUGUCAGACCAAACCAGACCAUCCGAGGAUAGCAGUUUAGAAUUAUUAUUUGCACAAGAAGAUUAUAAAUGGUUAUCAUCCUCACGAUUGAAUAUGCGUCAUUCCAUUUAUCAUGACUAUCACCCUACUACUACUACACACCCAUUAGAUGAAAGGAAGCGUCUAUCACUUCAUCGAUGGACAGAAAAACUCAUUCGUCAUGUCAUUUCCUAUUCUCAAAGCAAGAACCAAUGGACCCAUUAUCGAGUCUCUGCGAGAAUAAUACUACAACGGGCGAAUGUAGAAGGUGGUUCUGAUCACGAGAAAAAAUUUUUAAAAGUGAAAAGGUUGAUACUUACCUCUAAAUACGAUAUGAAUGUAAUCCAUGUUCCCUUCUCCUUGUCCAGUCAUUCUUCUAUUAUCCAUCAUCGACUUGAUCUCGUCUUUCCUCAAAAUAAUAAUAAUAGCAGUAUUCAGUUGGAUGCCUCUAUUGAUAAACCUAUCAUUUACUUGUGGGAAGAGGAUAAUGAUUUAAUGUCGUCAGCUAGUAUUUUCUGGUUAUCUUCUAUGCCUAAAAGUCUUUUAUCAUUUCUAGAGAAAGAGCAAACGACGAUGACGACGACGACGACGACGACGACGACGACAACUAAUAAUAAUAAGCAUUGGAUAAAAUUAUUUACAAAAGGGAUAACUUUUAGUCUAGAUAUAACUCAUGGUUCAAUUGUUGUCAUGUGUAUGGAUAGACCUCAUACAAGUAGGACCUAUCAUCGUCAUCAUCCUCUUCCUUCAGGAUUCAUUCAUAAUACACCAAGGGACACAAUUUACGCUCGUAUCGUAUUUCGUACAGAAAAGGUUACCUUUGUAUGUCAUGAAGAAAACUAUCGAAAAAGUGUUAGUAGCAUAACAGAAGAAACGUCCAUAUGGAAUCUUCGUUUUCAUAUAGAGAAAAUCUAUAUGUAUCAGUCUUCUUCUUCUUCUUCGACAAGAUAUGACAUUAAUUUUCUUAUCAAGGAUGAAAAUCAGCAUCUUAUUCUCUGGAUCCCUCAGCUUCACUUUUCUUUAAAAUAUCACAACAAGAUAAACUCAAGGGAACUAUUUGCUACCAUCAAGAUUAAAAAGUAUGGAGUCGCUUAUUCAAUUCGAAAUCAUUACAUCUGCCUUUUAUUAGUUCAUUCCUUACUCUCUAUGAAACGCAUCUUAUCAGAUGGUCAAAAGAGUGAAAAGAAACAAGGAAUCCCGAUAGGUACUCAUCUAAGUAUAACUAUAGGUAGAGGUGAUCAUCAUCUAGAUCUUCCUUUAAACAAUACAGCACUUUAUUUAAGAAUGGACAAAAUCGUUAUCAAACACUCAACAACUGCUCAUACAACCAAGCAAGUUCAUAUUCGUAAUUUUAUGUUGCUUGGUUUGUCCAGUUUAUAUAAGGAUCCAAAAUGGGAACAGUUGAUAGAGGUUGACAACUUGAACAUUGUUCUUUUAGAGCAAGAAGAAGGGAUUGAAUUGAAUGCUGGAAAAAUAGUGGCAACCAUUCCUUAUAGAUACAUCCUUUCAAAGGUUAUUGAUAGUAUAGUUGGUUUGAUAAAAGCCAUAAAGGAACUUCAUGCAAGAAUUCUUAAUAAUCAGCAGUUUACUUAUUUUGGUCCUAAAGUGAAUAAUCAACCUAUCUUGAUUCCUUGCAUUAAGAUAAGGACUCAUGUAUUCACAAUUCAUUUUGAUGAUGACCCGUUUGAAGCAAAGCUUAGAAAAAUCUUCAGAACAGGUCUUGUAGAACAAGAAAAGAGACUAGCUUAUCAAGAUGCAAUGGAGCACAAGAUACAAGACUUACUAUCGAAUUUUACUUCUGCAGAGUCAUCACCAUCCCUAUCUUCAUCCAAAUUCACGCAGCAACCCACUGAAUCAACUACUACUACUACUACUACUACUACUAAUGAUCCUUCUCCUCUUUCUCCAUCCGACUCACUUGAAAGUCAGAUUAAGGAAGCAGAAGAAGGCCUAUUAGAAUAUUUCUCCUCUUCAUGGAUCAAGUACAUCACGAAAGCAAAAAGGGAGGAGUCUGAUUUCUUUGAGAAACUUUAUAUACAAACACAUUAUCGAAACUCAACUACAGCAUCCCAUUUAGAUCAGAGAUUAGAUGACACGACGAGCGGAGGAGAUGAUUAUCUUUGGUCGUUAUCAAGUGUCUUUCAUAUCGAUAUCCUUCCACGUCCUCUUCACCCUCCUUUAGCCAAUUUCACGGCUCAGCAUACACACAUUUGCUUUAGGCCCGCUGAUUUCCCGUUAAGCGAAACCAAGUCCUUUAUUCACGUUGCGGGCGGUGGUGUACCAUUGGAUAGUGACUAUGCCAUCAUCAUUCCUUUUCAUUUAUCUAUUCAAGCAGGUAUGACUUGGAUUAAAGUUCGUGACUAUCCUUUACCACUUUUAUAUGUCCCACCACCUUCUGAUACGUUGAAAGGAAAGGAGAAUAAGGAUAUCUCUUGGAUACUGGAAGGAAAUUAUGUAGCAGCAGACGAGCUUGGAGACUCAAGUGGAAGUAGAGUGAUACCUAUCUGUAUUCUAUCUGAUCCUUCUUCACUUAAACCCCCUGCUGGUUACUCUCUUUCCAUCGUCCGUACCACCUCUCCUCUCAAAUUUUAUUCCACCAUUCGCUAUCAAAUUCUAACGGAGAGGUUGUCGAUGAUCUGUUGGUCCAUCUCCUACAGUCCUGCAAUACAAGAUAUACUUCGUGUCCUCGAUACCCUAACACCUUCGCCCGUAGAUCCUUCUCCUCGAAUUCGUUUUUGGGAUAAAGUUCGAUUUAUGAUUCACUCCAAGAUAACGAUUGAUUUUAAAGGUGAGUUAGGGUUCAUUAUAAAGGGCACAAGGGAUCCAUAUCAAUUAUCUGGGGAUGGUGCAGGGAUCGCAAAGAUAUGGAGCGAUCAUGUCGUUUGGCUUCUUGGAUAUAAAAGGCCCCCUCAAAAUGAAUUUAUGCAAAUCAUGAGUCGAAGCUAUACGUUGGGUGUACCGGAUCUGGUACGUGGUGGUUAUGUACCCUCAUUUCCUGAUUCUUUACCCUUAAAUGAAAGAAUUCGCUCGAGUAUAGAACAUCACAAGUUUUUAAAGAUCGUUGUGAAAUUAACAGAUGGUGGUAUACGAAUGGGUAUUGGUCUUAGUUUUGAAAGGCUCUCUUGCAAUCACAGAGACAGUCAUCAAGUCUCUUGCUCAUGCUCUGUUGAUACAUCUAACCCUAAUCAUGUACAUUGCAUUCAUCAAUGUCGGACAUCAACAUUUUCUCCUCAUUACAAAGUUCUUUAUCGAUCCCUUCAGCACGUUGAAAGACAUUACGAUUUGAAUACAUAUGAUGCAUUCAAAGGGUUUCGUUCAGAUUUUAUUCAUCUCUCCUUUAGUAUAGUUAAACUAGAAGAUGAAGCAUCAAUAAAUAAUAUAAAUUCGCCAGUAGAAUUAUCAUCUUCCUAUGUGGAUAAUACAGAGGAUAUACCACAGAAUUCAAUGUAUAUAAGUCCUUGUUUUAUUGAACACUUUAUAAAAUGGUACCGUCUAUUUGGAAGUCCUAUCUCAAUACCAAUUCGUCGUCAAGGGAACCUCUUCCCUAAGGAGGAGGCGCCCUUGAGGGCAUCAAAAUCUUUUAGUGAAUUGCUUGAUACCAUCAAAUAUAAAUUGCUAGUAGAUCCUUUAGCAAUUGGGUUCUUUUGUAGUACAGAAGAGAGUCAUUUAUUAGGCCAUGAGUUCGUGGGUCUGAAGGCAAGGGUGCAUUCAUUUAGGGCCGAUUUACAUCAACGGAAGGAAGUGAUUGAGACCAACAAGACUGUUCGGAACUUUCAUGAGGCAGAGAUGGAACUGACAGACAUCGAUCUACGAAUCAUUAGAGGUCAUCGACGUCAACCAAGUACGGUGGUCACACCAUCAUCAGGGAAAUCGUUUGCAUCUGGUGGGUCCGUCUAUACGACUAGUACUAGUGCUACUAGUACUACUACUACUACUACUACUAGUUCAACAAAUUAUAGUCAUUAUAACGAAACUAUCUUUUCUAUGGAUGAUCAAAAGAGCUAUCACUUUCAAUGGGUAGAUGCUAAAGAUUUCGUUGCCUUAGGCUCCCAACAUUCAUCAUCAUCAUCCCAUUUGAAUAUAGACAUGUUCCCCUUUGCUUUCUCUCCAUUGUUUUAUUUUGUUCGUCAAGAUGAUGAAGAAGGAUCUGGUAAAAGAGAAUAUCUAAGACAAACUCAUGACUGUACAUUCAGAAAAGGAAUAGGCAUAGAUGCACAUGAAUUUCAGAAAGAAUAUUUAUAUAGGCGUGCAGGUCAACUUGAUAAAGUAAUUGAAGAGCAUGAUAAACAAUUAGAUAUAGUGAUACAUGCUAUGAAUAUGAAUCAAUAUGUAAAAGAAGAUUUAAGAAAAGAGUAUAAUAUACUCAAGAAAAAGAUAGACACAUUGCGUUUUAAACGACAUACACUUCACACUUAUAUCGGACAACUCAUCUUGGAAACAGAAUUAAAUAUAACAAAUGUGAAUGAUAGACCUGAUAGAUCACCUACAGCAACCAUGACAUCCUCAAUGAGUCGCCAAGUACAGAAUGAACUACUCUCACGUUGGGAGACACUCAUGGGUCGCUUUAAAGUACAUUGUUAUGUACAUAACCCUCAAAUUAUUUUAAAUAAUUCUAUCAUCGAGGGUCUCACUUUAUGGAGAGAGAUUCGUACUCAUCGUAGUGUCCAACAGUAUAAUUUAUCUUCUCAAUGUCUAAAGUUUUUAGAAGACCUGAUGAUAGAUCAACAACAACAACAACAACAACAACAACAACAACAGCUACAAAAGGAUCCCAAUAUAACCAGUGAUGAUGAAAAGAUGCAUAAAACAACGCAUGUAUCUGAAAAUGAAAUAAACAAGGUAGAAUCACUUAUCAACAAGUUACUUUCAGAUCGAUCCAGUAGUUUUGUUGCCUAUGAUGAGGGCAAGAGACCUUCUUUACAGCCUUUUACAAAUCACGAUCAUUCAUUUGAGGGGAAUGUGAAUGAUCCAGAUCAUCAAUACCAAAGCAUUCCAAACUUUUACGAAAUGAAAAGUGAAUCCUUAUUCCAUUUGAUUAAUCCACAGGUUCUAUUUCAAAGUGAUACAGUACCAAAUCACUUGGUCCUCUUGACAACUGAGAGAAUCUUGAUGAAAAAGUUCAAUAUCAAUGAUAAAUCAGGUGAUUUAGUGAAGAAACGAAUCGUGACUAGUUUUGAUUCUGCAGAACUUUUGAUAGCAGAGAAGAUACCAGAGGUCGCCUCCUUCAGUCCACUUUUACAAGACUGUUAUGGUCAAUUUCAAGGUCGACAUCAUUGGGCUGUAUGGAUUCAGCUGGAGGAGUUAUGGUAUUAUCGAGGUAGAUCCUCCUUUGAUAAUUUCCAACGUGUUGCCACGCAUCUAUCAGGUACCAUGCAACAUGAUUUGUAUAAUCAUGUUAGGAUUAAAGGGCAGCAACCCAUGAUGACAGAUCCGUUUGAAAAUCGGAUUCAUACGAUUCAUUUUCAUUUCCCUCAACUCAAACUCACCCUUAGUUCUCUACAGUCUCAUUUAUUGUUUUAUACCCUCUCUAGUCUCGUACCACGGAAUGGUAGGACCAUCAAGGCAAGGCAAGGACUAGAUAAAGCUCGUGAGGUCCUGUUGGCAGCUGAAAGAAGUGAUCUGGCAGAGACGAUAGCUCAAGUCAAAGUCCUUCAAAACAGAUCUCGCAUUUUACUUGACAUGCAUAAACGAUUUAUUCAAGAGCUCUCUUCUUUAGAUACAUUAGGUUUAUUAGAAUUCAGAAGAAAUAAGAAAAGGAUGCAUAAUGACUUGGAAAAGCUAUUCUAUAUUAUGGAAGCGAUUCGAUCGAUACAAACAACUCAACGUGGCGAUAGGCGACAUCUUGGUGAUCGAGAUAAUCAUGCUAAACAAUACAUCUUCACAUCAAAUGAAAUUAUCUAUGAGGCCACUCAAGAUGACCCACAAAGUCCACUCUGUGAUUGGACAUUACAGAAUACAAAAUUCACAUUUUUAGAUAAAGCAAAUGGAUCUAGUAAGAGAACGAUGGAGGUAGAUAGGAUGCAUGUAAAGAAUAGAAUGGACUCACCUGUUUUUAUUGAUGUGUUGGAUGCUUAUCUUGACCCACAUAGUACUUCUUUAAAAUCAGCUUAUGAUUUCUCUCGACAUAAAAUGGUGAGAUGCGUCCUGGAGUCAUUACCACCUGUAGGAGGUAUUCCUGUUAUUCAACAUUUGGAAAUCCAUUUAAAGCCUUUGCGUCUUCAAAUAAGUACGGCUUUUGCUUCAGCUAUUCAAAAUUAUUUUACAUUAGAAGAUGCUGGUCUUGGCAUUAUCACUAAUAACAAUGGUGAAAUACCUUCCGAUAGUGAUGAAGAGAACAAUGAAAUAGGACAAGAAGAGGAAGAGGAAGAGGAAGAAGAAGAAGAAGAAGAAGAAAUAGAGAAUAAUAAAAUAAAUACAGAUCAAAUGAGCUUUGUCUCUAUUAGCAAAGGAAGCUUUAAGAGUUUUGAGAUGAUAACUAAAAAAGUGAAAGAAACAGUUUUAGGAAAACAAAAAAUCAAAGCAGAUGAAUUAACAGUUAUGAAAACAAGAUCUUUAAUGAAUUGUACAUUUAUCUUUGUACGAAUUCCUUCUACAAGGCAUUGCUUAAGUCUUCAGGGUCCAUCUCACAAUACAAUUUAUAAUCUAUAUGAUUUUCCUUUUAAACAACCUGAAAUUGAAUAUCGAAACAAGACGUGGUCUAUCAAUGAGAUGGUGACAGAUAUUCAGAAACAAUUUAAAAGAGCUAUUCUCUAUCAUGGCCCCAAGUUAAUUAAAAGAAAACUAUUACUAAAGAAAAAUGAUCAGCAUUUAGCAACUAUUUCGUCAAGUAAGAAAAACAAAGAUAAAUCGACAACUCUACUUGCAGAAACAAUCAAUAUGGAAUUAAAUCGAGUAUUUGCCUCCUCAGGAAUAAAUUCUAUGAAUAAUGUUUAUGUCUAUAAUGACAGGAAUGAAGAAGCAGCCACUACUAAUAACGAAGAAAGAGGUUUAUCAUCUUAUUAUUACUCUGAAGAAGAAGAUGAAGAUAAGACUAAAAAUGAUGAUAUUAAAUCUGUAUACUCUAAUGACUCAGAAGACAACAUGAACCAAGAUAAUAGUAUGCUGAAUGUGUAUAUGAAAACAUAUACGACAGAUCAAGGCAGAAAGAAGGAUGAAAUAUUAAAAAAGGGUAAAAUUUUGUUUGGCCAACAAUUUAGACUGGAAUUGAAGCGCGUCUAAAGAAAAAAAAAACAUAAUAAUUUACGCGUAUUUACGUUUGUAACUUAAAA
Messenger RNA from Cokeromyces recurvatus, 8612 nucleotides. Its product is annotated as golgi-body localization protein domain-containing protein. The transcript has 5 exons. NCBI's taxonomy places the organism in Eukaryota, Fungi, Mucoromycota, Mucoromycetes, Mucorales, Mucoraceae. The record is from RefSeq and is a predicted model, not a curated record. Bases 16 to 8562 code for a protein of 2848 amino acids.